AUGAGCACGCAAGUCCAACGCUGGCAGACCCGUCAAGACGGGCUGGGCAAGCUCUUCCUCGCCACGGCGUCCCUGCCGCAGCCCGGGCCCGGCGAGGUGCUCGUCAAGAUCAGCGCCGUGUCUCUCAACUACCGAGACACGGAGGUGGCCAUGGGCCUCUACAACCACCACAAGACAAUCAACCCGGCCGAGACGGACCCAAUCGUCCCGGCUUCGGACAUGUGCGGCUCCGUCGUCUCUGUAGGUGACGGCGUCAGCAGGUGGAAGGCUGGCGAUCGCGUCUUGUCGAUUUUCAAUCAGACGCAUCUCAAGGGCCAGAUUAAGCCGGUGGAUAUGAAGAGCGGUCUCGGUUUCCCGCUGGAAGGUGUCUUGCAGACGUACCGCGUCUUCUCUGCUGAGGGGUUGGUCAGGGCGCCCAAGCACCUGAGCGACGAAGAGGCCGCGACUCUUCCCAUUGCUGCUGUGACGGCUUGGAUGUCAAUCAACCAGUUUCGGCCUUUGGGCCAGCCUGGUGGCCAGGGCGAGGUUGUGGUAUGUCAGGGAACUGGUGGUGUAGCUAUUUCGGGACUGCAAAUCGCAAAGGCUUCAGGGGCCACGGUCAUCAUUACAUCUUCCUCGGACGAGAAAUUGGAAAAGGCAAAGGCUCUCGGGGCGGAUUACACCGUCAACUACCGCACCACGCCCAACUGGGACGACAAAGUCAACGAAUUUACCAAGGGCGAGGGCGCCAACCUCAUCCUCGAAACGGGCGGGGCCAAGACGCUGCGACAAUCUUUUGAGGCGAUUGGCUUCGGCGGGCAGAUUGCGUGCAUUGGAUAUCUCUCUGGUAAAGUCGACGAUGUGGAGGACCGGACGAACGUCAACUUGCUCGCGCUCAAGAAAACUGUAACGCUCAAGGGUAUCAUCAAUGGUCCGAGGGAGCGGUUCGAGGAGAUGAUUGACUUUUACGAGGAGAAGGGUAUCAAGCCUGUUGUCGACCGGGUCUUCCAGUUCAAGGAGGCGGAUAAGGCGUACAACUACCUGUACAGCGGAGGACACUUUGGCAAGGUUGUCGUCAAGGUCCAGGAAUGA
Molecule: messenger RNA, 1071 nt
Organism: Colletotrichum abscissum
Lineage: Eukaryota; Fungi; Ascomycota; Sordariomycetes; Glomerellales; Glomerellaceae
Product: zinc-binding dehydrogenase
Exons: 2
Coding region: 1-1071 (356 amino acids)
Molecular function (GO): oxidoreductase activity
Source: RefSeq, a predicted model, not a curated record